GUGACACUGAGAGACAGACAACCAACAAAUUCACCAGGGAUUAAUCUCAACCUUCACAGACGGAUGAAGACAGAAGUAAAACAGGGAAACGGACUCUAAAACAAGCAGCUGACUUAAAUCACUGGAGCUUCACUCAGAGAGAAAAUGGCUUCUGGACCAGAAAACGAUCUUUCCUGUCCCGUCUGUUAUGACAUCUUUAUAGAUCCUGUUAUCCUCACAUGCAGCCACAGCUUCUGUAAAGUCUGUCUGCAGGGAUGGUGGAGAGCGAAACAAGAACAGGAGUGUCCAGUGUGUAAGACUGUAUCUGGAAGUAACAACCCGCCUUGUAACUUGGCAUUAAAGAACCUGUGUGAGGCCUUCUUACUGGAGAGAGAUCAGAAAUAUUCGGCAGGGUCUGAGGAUCUCUGCAAUCGACACUCUGAGAAACUCAAACUUUUCUGUCUGGACCAUCAGCAGCCAGUGUGUCUUGUCUGCAGAGAUUCAAAAAAACACAACAACCACAGAUUCAGACCCAUUGAUGAAGCUGUACAAGAUCACAAAGAGACGCUCCAGAAAUCCUUGAAGCCCUUACAGGAGGAACUGAAGCUCUUUAAAGAAAUUAAAGGAAACUGUGGUCAAAUAGCAGAAUACAUUAAGGUCCAGGCCAGAUACACGGAGAGGCAAAUUAAGGAGCAGUUUAAGAAACUUCACCAGUUUCUACAAGAGGAAGAGGAGGCCAGGAUCUCUGCUCUGAGGGAGGAAGAGGAGCAAAAGAGUCAAAUGAUGAAGAUGAAGAUUGAGGGUCUGAGCAGAGAGAUAGCAGCUCUUUCAGACACAAUCAGAGUCACAAAGGAGGAGCUGAGAGCUGAACACAUCUCAUUCCUGCAGAACUACAAGGCUGCAUUGGAAAGAGUUCAGCAGCACCCCCUGGUGGUUGAUCCAGAGCUGGUCUCAGGAGCUCUGAUAGAUGUGGCCAAACACCUGGGCAACCUGACCUACAACAUCUGGAACAAGAUGAAGAAGAUGGUCUCCUACACUCCUGUGAUUCUGAAUCCAAACACUGCUCAUCCAAACCUCAUCCUGUCUGAAGAUCUGACCAGUGUGAGACGUGGAGAGAGACAGACGCUUCCUAAAAACCCAGAGAGGUUUGAUUUCUACCCCUCUGUCCUGGGCUCUGAGGGUUUUAACUCAGGGACUCACAGCUGGGAUGUUGAGGUAGGAAACAGUACAGGCUGGUAUAUCGGUGUGGCAGCAGAGUCUGUCCAAAGAAAGGCAACCGUACAGGAUAUAAAAGAGUACAUCAAGUCUGGAUUAUGGGCAGUACUGCUCAGUAAAGAUAAAUAUAAAGCAUUUUCCCCACUGCAGCUCUGCACUGUUGUCUCUGUGAAGAAGAAGAGUAAAAAGAAGAAGAAGCUGCAGAGGAUCAGAGUUCAUCUGGACUACAACAAUGGAAAACUGUCAUUCUCUGACCCUGAUACUAACACACACAUACACACCUUCACACACACUUUUACUGUGAGACUGUUUCCAUACAUUACCGCUUUAGAUCAACUCCCACUAAAGGUAUUACCCAUGGUCUUUGAUGAUGAUGAUGAUGAUGAUGAUGAUGAUGAUGAUGAUGAUGACAGCAGUGGACCCAGUACAUCUUCAGCCUCAGGUAUACCCUGUAUUUAA
This is a messenger RNA of Scomber scombrus (Atlantic mackerel), 1653 nucleotides long. RefSeq names its product nuclear factor 7, ovary-like. NCBI's taxonomy places the organism in Eukaryota, Metazoa, Chordata, Actinopteri, Scombriformes, Scombridae. Gene Ontology annotation, molecular function: zinc ion binding; protein binding. The transcript has 2 exons. The coding region runs from base 145 to 1653 and encodes 502 amino acids. The record is from RefSeq and is a predicted model, not a curated record.